AUGAAACAGCCAGUUUUUAACAAUGGUGUUUUGGCUUGGGGACGUGGGUCUCUAGUUUUAUCUCGUACUGUCUUGGCCGCCCUCUUUCUCGCAUAUGUCAACGGCGUCUCCGCGUCUGAACAAGUCCAGUCUGUGAUCUGUGACGGCGCGGACUCUACGGGGCCUUGGAGAAUCGACCCUGAAUGCAUCGACCCCAAGUACAACGUGCCAGUCAUUGAUACAGUGGUCGAUUUAUCACACCCUGUCAUUCAUCGGCGAGUUUCUGGGCAUUUCAACGAUACAGAGGUGGAUUUCAACUUGUAUUUCCCCCCCGAAGCCCAGUGGCAAGGUCGUUUUUUUAGUUAUGUUUAUCCGACCCAAAACUCCACUGCAUCUGAUGAGCGCAUCGCCUUUGCUGUCGGCAGCGGUGCCUAUCUCAUUCAGGCUACUGGAACACAAGGAUACCGAGCCGAUGCAGCCAUAGCCAAAUUCUCCCGGUCCAUCUUGAAAGAGUACUACCAGAAAGUGCCAGAACGGGUAUACGGCUACAUCUACGGUGGCAGCGGCGGCUCAUAUCAAACUGUUGGCGCAAUUGAGAACACUGUUGGUAUAUGGCAUGGCGCCGUCCCCAUCGUGAUGGCUGCGCCAGUUUCAAUCCCCAACAGCCUCACCAUUCUCAGCCUUGCCAGUUCUAUCCUCAAAAGCAAGUCGCUAAAAAUACCUGCUGCCAUCCGUACCGGCGCCAAGGAUCUCAGUACCAUUGCUGUUGCUGCUCAUCUGACCGAGGUUGAAACGGCAAUUUUGAGGGAAGCCACUCUCCUUGGGGUGCCAUUGGAGGCUUGGGAGGAUUUUACCGGCCUUUCAGGAUCAAAGACUCUUGAAAUAUUCAUAGGUACCGUGAAGGACCUUGAUCCUUCUUAUGCUGAAGAUUAUUGGACCAAACAAGGCUACCUGGGGACAGCGAACACAACUUUGGCUAACAUCCUGCGAAAAGCCUUUCUCAACCACACUACAACUAUUACGAAUGUCAUCAAAGAUUCUAACGGUAACCGAAUCGCCCUCCUCCUAGAUAGUCUGCCCAGCGACAUAGGUGAUUUCACUGGCCUCGAGUUUAAUGUUUACAGCCGAAAUGGCACGCUCGCCCCUGGUCCACUGGCUGGAACUCUGAACCCGAGUACCAAAACUUUCACAUUGGCCAAGGAAAAUGCUGCAUUGGUGCUGAAUAAUCUCAGCAUUGGGGUUCGAAUGCGUAUCGAUAACAGCUGGUUUGUGGCCUUACAAACGUACCAUCGCCACCAAGUGCCAACCAGAGCUGGAUUUCACGGUUUCGACCAGUACAGAAACAGUGAUGGAAACCCCAAAUAUCCCCAGCGAGAUAUACAAAUUGCGCCGUUGUUGGCAAGUUCAACGGCCGGCGGCGGUACACACACAGGCAACAUUACCGGAAAGGUUAUGGUGGUAGAUAAUCUCCUCGACAGUGGAGCAUUUCCUUGGCAUGCGGAUUGGUACAAGACCCAAGUGCAGUCUUCGCUUGGGGACCGCUUCGAUGAAAACUUUCGCGUGUAUUUCAAUGAGCGCGCAAACCACUUUUUCGAACCAGUUCCUGAUCAUCUUCGAGAUUUUAUUGUAGAUUUCAAUGGAAUUUACGAGCACGCCUUACGGAGUCUAAGCAAGUGGGUUGAAGAAGGAACGCUUCCACCCCCAUCGACAACAUAUUCGGUCAAGGACAGCCAGAUCAUUGCUCCCCCUUUGGCGAGUGAGAGGCUCGGAAUACAGCCUGCUGUCGCCUUGACAGCAGAGAACCAAACAGCUCAGAAGGGUGCCAUUGUCACUUUUCAUGUAAGGGCUGAGGCACCACCAGGGGCCGGCAAGAUUGUACUGGUGGAGUGGGAUUUCCUCGGCAAUGGGAAUUUUGUGGCUUCACCCUUUGGACAGCCAAGCGAGAUCAUCGACUUGAAAGCUACUUAUGUAUUUGAGAAAGCUGGUGACUACUUAGCUGUGGUGAGAAUAACUUCUCAGCGUGAAGGUGACCCAACAUCCGCUUUUGCCCAGGCAAGAAACCUGGGAAGGGUUCCCAUUUUUAUAAAAUAA
This is a messenger RNA of Colletotrichum truncatum, 2070 nucleotides long. RefSeq lists its product as uncharacterized. NCBI's taxonomy places the organism in Eukaryota, Fungi, Ascomycota, Sordariomycetes, Glomerellales, Glomerellaceae. The record is from RefSeq and is a predicted model, not a curated record.